This is a messenger RNA of Purpureocillium lilacinum, 1083 nucleotides long. NCBI's taxonomy places the organism in Eukaryota, Fungi, Ascomycota, Sordariomycetes, Hypocreales, Ophiocordycipitaceae. The record is from RefSeq and is a predicted model, not a curated record.
AUGACGGCGCAACCGCACUCGAUGGCUGGCUCUGGCAUGUACCCAGGUCAACCGCCACAAACCAUGCCCAGACGCCCUGAUGCAAUUGCUCCCAUAGCCCCGCCAUCCACGUCCUGGGUUCCUGAAAAGGAUGGACAUAGCUCUGCUCCUCCUCCAGCGUACUCGCAGGCAGUGGGAAAUUGGGAUGGGAGGAGCAGACCCGGACCUUCUCCCUUCAACAUCGCAGCUCGAGAAGGCGAUUUCAACGAGAUCAAGCGACUCAUUGCCAAUGGAGAGAACAUGUUCGCUACGGGUGAAAUUGGACAAACCCCUGCCUACUCUGCCGCCGUAACUGGGCAUACAGAGAUCCUCGAGUAUCUCAUACAGCAUGGAGCGGAUUACACAGCUGGCAAUGAAGAUGGUUUCACCCCACUCAACGCCGCCGCUACCAAGAACUUCCCGGAAGCGCUCCUUCUCUUACUACAUUACGGAGCCGACCCAAACGCUCCAACAGUCGACGGACAAACUCCCGUAUACUCCGCCGCUUUGGCGGGCAAUCUUCGUACAGUGCAGAUACUUGUCGAACAUGGCGCCAACUUCUCACAGUGUAGGAGCGAGCGGGGAUUCACGCCUAUUUGUGCGGCGGCCGGUGAGGGCCAUGCGCAUAUCGUUCAGUACCUGGCAAGCCAGGGUGCAGAUUUGACACUGGUUACUGAGCAUGGAGUGACACCCCUCAGAGCAGCAGCUGCCGAAGGUCACCCCGAGGUUGUUAGCAUCUUAUUGCAGCACGGCGCGUCGGUCUUUACUUCCUGCAACGAGGGAUAUACUCCCUUGAUUUGCGCGGCUGUCGAGGGCCACGUCGAAGUCAUGAAGAUUUUGUUGCAGAACGGCGCGCCAAUCGAUACGCCCUGCAAAGAUGGAAAUACCCCCCUGCUUUAUGGGGCUUCGAGAGGCCACACAGAGAUUGUUCGGCUCUUGAUACAAUAUGGAGCUGAUGUCCAUCACGGUGCGAACAACGAUACGAGUCCGGCCGCCACGGCAGCCUUUAGAGGCCACUUCCGAACAGCUGGGUUGCUUCUUAAACAGGGGUGCUGUCUCGGAUAG